Molecule: messenger RNA, 291 nt
Organism: Vicia faba (fava bean)
Lineage: Eukaryota; Viridiplantae; Streptophyta; Magnoliopsida; Fabales; Fabaceae
Source: the annotation of a GenBank genome assembly
AUGAUUCCAGUUUCAAUCGUGAAUACAAACUACACCAUAAAUCUUGUCUCAUCUUCAUCGGUGCUAAGAAAAUUCGAUACGCAAUCUCAUCUCAGAUUUCGCCCCAUCCUCUUCAUCUUCAUUUGCGGCCCGCUUGGUUUCGAUUCGAUGAGUUCGUCUGAUGCGUCUUUGACAGUGAUUACGAAGACAAGAAAACCAGUGAUUAUGGUGCUGAAGUGGAUUAUGGAGGAAGAUGCAGAGGAUGUUGAUUGUGAAGAUAUGAUUACAUUGAAACUGGAAGAAGACGCUUGA